Neoarius graeffei (lesser salmon catfish) is the source of this 1910-nucleotide messenger RNA. RefSeq names its product EGF-like-domain, multiple 6 (gene egfl6). The transcript has 13 exons. Lineage: Eukaryota; Metazoa; Chordata; Actinopteri; Siluriformes; Ariidae. Bases 141 to 1778 code for a protein of 545 amino acids. Gene Ontology annotation, molecular function: calcium ion binding. The record is from RefSeq and is a predicted model, not a curated record. Gene Ontology annotation, cellular component: membrane.
CUCAAUACAAGUCUGGAGAUGUUUGUCUGAGACUCUGGUUGUAUUUCUUUUGUCUGAACCUUAAAGAAGAGGAAAAAAGAGAACAAAAGACUCAGAGAGAGAGAGAGAGAGAGAGAGAGAGAGAGAGAGAGAUCUUAGUCAUGAAGUCCUGCACAUGGAUUGGCUCUCUGGCAUUCAUGCUGUACAUUUUUCCUGCAUGUACUGCUUACAGACAAAGCAGACAAGUAUCUGUCGGAAAUCUACAAGGUGUAUGUCGCUAUGGCAAUCGUCUGGAGUGCUGCCAUGGGUGGAAGAAAAAUACAAAAGGCCAGUGUGAAGCUCAGUGUGAAUUUGGAUGUAAGCAUGGAGAGUGUGCUGGGCCAAAUAAGUGCAAGUGUUUUCCGGGAUACACUGGCAUAACAUGUAGUCAAGAUUUAAAUGAAUGUGGGUUGAAGCCCCGCCCAUGUGAGCAUCGUUGUAUGAACACCUUCGGUAGCUACAUGUGCUAUUGCCUAAAUGGAUACAUGUUAAUGCCUGAUGGGUCUUGUGCAAAUUCGAGGACUUGCUCUUUGGCUCAUUGUCAGUAUGGAUGUGAGGAAGUUCAGGGGGAAAUUCGCUGCCUUUGUCCCUCAACUGGUUUACAACUCAGUUCAGAUGGAAAAACAUGUGUUGAUAUCAAUGAGUGUAUAACCGGAAAGCACCAGUGUCCAUACAACCGUGAAUGUGUCAACACCUUUGGGAGCUACUACUGCAAGUGCCAAGCGGGUUAUGAUCUAAAAUACAUCAGUGGAAAAUAUGACUGCAUAGACAUCAAUGAGUGUCUUGCCAACACUCAUAAAUGUAGCCGUCAUGCAGAGUGUAUAAACACUGAAGGAUCAUACAAGUGCAAAUGCAAGCAAGGCUUCCGUGGCAGUGGGUUGGACUGUUCAGUAAAGCCCUUUUAUCACAGCAGCUCCUGGGACACUGAUAGAGGCAGUGCAGAUGAAUUUCAUAACGUGAUCCCAGAAGUUCCUUCAAAGCCACACAUUCUUGGAGGGAAAUUCGAUAAUGCCAUCCCAGAGCCUGGAGUGACCAGAUCCCCCAAACUGCACCUACAGCCAUUUGAUUAUGAUGGAGAUGUUUACAUUGGACCAGGAGAAGAAGUGACACCACUGAUACCGACAGGAGAGGAAGAGGAGUUGGAGGAGGAGGAGGAGGAGGAGGAUGAAGGAAAUGGAGUGGACAGUGAGAGGCUGAACCCCCGAGGAGAUGUCUUCUUUUCUGAUGUUGUCUAUGGCAGAGGAACAGAAUUUAAAGAAAUCAAUGCAGCUCCUCUACAGGAACCAGGAUUCCUCACAGAUUGCAACUUUGAUUCAGGGGAAUGUGAAUGGGUUCAGGAAAAGGAUGAUGACCUUGACUGGACCAUCCAUUAUCACGAAAACGGAUUGCAGUACUACAUGGCGCUCAGUGGAAUUGUGGGUAACUGGAGGGAGCAGGCCAAGCUGAAGCUCCUCCUCAGUGAUCGUUUUCGUCAAGGUGCCUUCUGUGUAAGAUUUAGCUACAGAAUCACAGGGCUGCAGACAAACACGCUGCGUGUGAUGAUGGAAAAUGGAAAAUCCCAUUACAUCUUGUGGGAACAGAGACACAACCAGGACGACGGAUGGCACACGGAGACCGUUGACGUGGUUUGGAGUGACCGAGCUCCUGAAUCGAUUGUCUUUGAGGGAACACGGGGAAGGCUGAAGCAUGGAGAAAUUGCUUUGGAUAAUGUGGUGCUGAUCUCAGGGAGCUGCCAUGAGGCUGAAGAUAAAUUUUUUUAGAGAAAAUGUGUUCAUAUCAUUAUUGAAUAAAGUUUAAAGCAAAAUAAUUACUUCACAAAAAGGUUGAUGGAAGUAACAAAUAUUAGAUGAAAUUCCCCAAUUUUUUUUACAUAUAAAAGGUGAAGGUGAUCG